Molecule: messenger RNA, 1152 nt
Organism: Penicillium vulpinum
Lineage: Eukaryota; Fungi; Ascomycota; Eurotiomycetes; Eurotiales; Aspergillaceae
Product: aldo/keto reductase
Exons: 5
Coding region: 1-1152 (383 amino acids)
Source: RefSeq, a predicted model, not a curated record
AUGUUCCCCCGAGCUGCACCCCCCAAGUCCCACCUCGGCCGCUACCGUCUGUUGGCACCCACUGCCGGCGUCAAAGUGAGCCCACUAUGCCUAGGAGCGAUGAACUUCGGUGAGGGCUGGAAAGAACGCCUCGGCGAGUGCGACAAAGAGACAUCUUUCCAGAUCCUGGAUACAUUCUACGAGAACGGAGGCAACUUCAUUGAUACAGCAAAUAACUACCAAGCCGAGGAAUCCGAAAAAUGGCUUGGCGAGUGGAUGGAAGUCCGCGGUGUGCGCGAUGAAAUCGUCCUCGCAACGAAGUAUACCUCGCCCUACCGCACCCACAACAAGUCCGAGAUCCAGGCGAACUUCGUUGGCAACAAUGCCAAGAGCAUGAGGCUGUCUGUGGAUGCGAGUCUGAAGAAAUUGAAGACGGAUUAUAUUGAUCUGCUCUAUGUCCACUGGUGGGAUUUCAGCACUUCCAUCGAGGAGGUCAUGACCUCGCUCAACCAGCUCGUCGUAUCCGGCAAGGUUCUGUACCUGGGUAUCAGUGAUACACCAGCGUGGAUCGUGAGCAAGGCGAACCAAUACGCCCGCGACCACGGCCUCCGCCCCUUCUCCGUGUACCAAGGCAAAUGGAACGCCGCCGCACGCGAUUUCGAGCGCGACAUAAUCCCCAUGGCGGCGUCCGAAGGAAUGGGUCUCGCACCAUGGGCCUCUCUCGGCGGCGGGGCAUUCAAAACCACCGCGCAGCGAGAAGCGAUUGCGCAGAGUGGUAACAAACCUGGACGACAGAACCCGGCGUCAGAGCGGGACAUUGCCGUGUCGAAGGUGUUGGAGGUUAUUGCUGCGCGACACGGGACUGCGCUUACCAGCGUUGCGAUGGCGUAUGUGAUGCGCAAGGCGCCGUAUGUUGUUCCGAUUGUUGGUGGGCGUACGGUUGAGCAUUUGCUGGGUAAUAUUGAGGGGCUGAAGGUUGAUUUGUCAGAUGAGGAUGUCAGGGAGAUUGAGGGGGCUUAUGAGUUUGAUAUUGGGUUCCCGAUGGACUUUUUGUUCCGGGGGAAUGAUGUGGCUGAGGCACAUCCUGGGAAUUGCUCUUUUUUGAAUGUUGCGGCUACCUUUGAUUAUCCUGAUUUGGUGCGCGCGGUUAGGCCGAAGAAGUUGGAUGAUUGA